Molecule: messenger RNA, 784 nt
Organism: Ziziphus jujuba (common jujube)
Lineage: Eukaryota; Viridiplantae; Streptophyta; Magnoliopsida; Rosales; Rhamnaceae
Product: large ribosomal subunit protein eL32z
Exons: 4
Coding region: 252-653 (133 amino acids)
Biological process (GO): translation
Cellular component (GO): cytosolic large ribosomal subunit; ribosome
Molecular function (GO): structural constituent of ribosome
Source: RefSeq, a predicted model, not a curated record
AAUGGAAAAAAGAAAAAAAAGCUAGCGCAUAAGUUUAUUUUUUGGCUUUUGUUCCAAAAAACCAAAAAAAAAAGAGUGUAUUUUUUUUGGCUUGCCUCAUAAAAAGAUAAAGAAAAAGAGUGUAUUUUUCGCCUUAAAAAAAAAAAAAAGCAUGUGCUAUAUUGAUAGCCAUGAGUGUUAAAACCACGGAGAGCCCAAAACCCUAAACUGCAGACCAAGGCCUCGGCGGCGAAGCAAAAGGUAAGUGAAAAAUGGCCGUACCAUUGCUGACGAAGAAGAUCGUGAAGAAGCGGGUCAAGCAGUUCAAGAGGCCACAGAGUGACCGCAAGAUCUCUGUGAAGACAAACUGGCGCAGACCCAAGGGUAUUGAUUCUCGUGUGAGAAGAAAGUUCAAAGGAUGCACUUUGAUGCCCAAUAUUGGGUAUGGUUCCGACAAGAAAACUCGCCACCAUCUUCCUAAUGGGUUCAAGAAAUUCGUAGUGCACAAUGUCAAGGAGCUGGAGCUACUGAUGAUGCAUAACAGGACAUACUGUGCUGAGAUUGCACACAAUGUGUCCACAAGAAAGAGGAAGGAGAUUGUGGAGAGAGCUUCCCAGCUUGAUGUUGUUGUUACCAACAAGCUUGCUAGGUUGCGUAGCCAAGAGGAUGAAUAAGUUUCAUUAUCUCAGAUUGUCAUGUUUUUGUGGUGAGCCUGAACAAUUAUUUUUGGCGUUUCGAAGAGAUGUAGUAACAUUUCACUUUUAUCUUCACAAUCAUGAAUUUGAUUUUUGUUAUUAUUUUGUCA